Molecule: messenger RNA, 4152 nt
Organism: Micropterus dolomieu (smallmouth bass)
Lineage: Eukaryota; Metazoa; Chordata; Actinopteri; Centrarchiformes; Centrarchidae
Gene: tap1
Product: transporter 1, ATP-binding cassette, sub-family B (MDR/TAP)
Exons: 13
Coding region: 327-2552 (741 amino acids)
Biological process (GO): transmembrane transport
Cellular component (GO): membrane
Molecular function (GO): ATP hydrolysis activity; ATP binding; ABC-type oligopeptide transporter activity
Source: RefSeq, a predicted model, not a curated record
AUCUCUGGAUAAUCGUAGUACUUGGAAUAAUAGCCUACUACUUACAGCAAAGUAUGUUACAUACCUUGCUCGUAUUCGUCUGCCAUCGUGACAGACAAAGAAGGGACUUUCCGCGGUAAAACGAAUAUAAAUAGUUACUUUCGGUUUCAGUUUGACAGUCGAACCACGGUCGACGUUUUGUAGGCUACAGGCAGCCGGUUGGAAAUAGUCAAAUUGCCAAUUCUAGUCUGUUAAGGGAAAUAUCGGUCUCGUUUUACGUUCUCAGGCGAAUAUUAAACAUCUGCCACAUCGAAGUUGGCACAUCAAAGGUAAAUAGUCUAAACAUUAUGCAGAAAAUGAGCUACUUCUUCCCUCUGCUGUUCGUGUGCCUGGAUGUGUGUGUGGUGCACGCCAUCCGCUUGGCCCAGCUCUCACCUCUGCUCCUCUCCCAUCCGUUCAUCACCCUGUGGGGAGGAGGGUUGACCAGGGCUGGCCUCCUCACCCUCCUCACCCUCACCUACCCUGGAAGCAUGCCCUGGAUGAGGAGCUUCAAGGGUCUACAGAGCUUAGGGGUCCUUUGCUUCCACUUCCCAGUGUACACCACUCUUCUCUGUGCGCUUGGACAGUCCACCAUGGAGGAACUGUGGGGGUGGCACUCCUGGCAAAGGGUGUUACAGGGUUAUGUGGUGACAGUAGUGGCAUGGCUCUACUGGAGUAGAUAUGUGUCAUCUCUUUUGCUCACUUGUGGUCGAUACAUCUCAUCUCUGUUCACGAGGGUGCCCUCUGACAAGCCCAGAGAGGACACCAGUACCUCUCUGAAGAGACUGAUGGGUUACAUGCAGCCGUAUCUUGGGCGCUUUGUUGCUGUUCUGUUUCUCGUGGUCCUCUCUUCUUAUGGUGAGAUGGCUAUUCCUCAGUACACUGGUCGUGUGGCUGACUGGAUCAUAAAUGAAGAGGCACCUGAUGCAUUCACAGAGGCUAUCACAAUCAUGACGCUAAUGACUAUUGCCAGUGCUGUGCUUGAAUUUAUAUGUGACCUCACGUACAACGUCACCAUGAGCCACAUACACACCUCAGUGCAGGGAUCCGUCUUCGAGGCUGUGCUGAAACAGGAGAUAGCUUUCUUUGAGGCCACUAAGACAGGUGAACUGGUGUCCCGCAUUACCACGGAUACCAACGAUAUGAGCGAGGCACUGAGUGAGAAACUAAGUCUUGCGAUGUGGUACACAGCACGUUUUGGCUUCCUCUUAUUCUUCAUGGUGAGCCAGUCAUGGAAAAUGUCUCUGCUGACUUGCAUGGGACUGCCCAUCAUCUGGGUCAUACCCGAGCUCACGGGACACUUCCACCAGACAAUUGCUGCAAAGGUCCAGGAGUCACUGGCUAAGGCCAACCAGGUGGCCACAGAGACCUUCUCCUGCAUGAAGACAGUGAGGAGUUUUGCCAACGAGGAUGGUGAGACAGAGAGGUACAGACUGCGGCUGGAGGAUACAUAUGCCCUUAAUAAAAAGGAAGCAGCAGCCUAUGCAGCCUCUACCUGGGCUAACAGUAUGACUACUUUGGCCCUGAAGGUGUGUAUUCUUUACUAUGGAGGGACUCUCGUGACUAGGGGGACUGUUAGCAGUGGAGACCUGGUUUCAUUCGUCCUCUAUGAACUACAGUUUGCCUCUGCUGUUGAGGCUGUCAUGCGUUAUUACCCAGAGGUGAAGAAGGCAGUUGGUGCCUCUGAGAAGAUCUUUGAAUAUUUGGAUCGCAAACCUGAAGUACCCCCAGAGGGCACAUUGGAACCCGAAAAUCUUGAGGGAAACAUUCAAUUCAAAAAUGUUAAAUUUUCUUAUUCUGGCAGGACAGACGAGAAUAAUCUUGUACUCAAGGACGUGUCUCUGCAGCUAAAGGCAGGCCAAAUCACCGCCCUUGUGGGGCUUAACAGAUCAGGGAAGUCCACCUGUGUCAAGCUGCUGGAGAGAUUUUACCAGCCCCAAGCAGGGGAGAUCCUACUGGAUGGGAAACCACUGCAAAGCUACAAAGACAAGUAUUUACAUGACAAGAUUGCUGUGGUGAGCCAAGAUUGUAGGCUGUUUGCUCGCUCUGUGCGGGAGAACAUCAAGUAUGGCUACGAGGAUGCCUCUGAUGAAGACAUGCACAGGGCUGCCCAGCUGGCUAGGGCCAACGAUUUCAUCAGGGAUCUGUCAAAUGGAUACGACACAGAUGCUGGGGAGAAGGGAGGCCAGGUGUCUGGAGGCCAGAAGCAGCGCAUUGCCAUUGCCAGAGCUUUAAUCAGACGUCCUAAAAUCUUGAUACUGGACAAUGCCACCAGUGAUUUGGACCCAGAGAAUGAAUACCAGGUUCACCAAGCUUUGUUAAACCAAAUCAACAAAUGGACCGUGCUACUGAUAUCGAACAAGAUGAGUGUUGUAGAGAAGGCCAAUCAUAUAAUUGUCCUCAACGACGGGAUGGUAAAGGAGGAGGGCUGUCACGAUGAGCUGCUGAAGAAAGGUGGCCUUUAUGCUGACCUGGUGAGAAAGCAGAAUAUGGGCUUUCACCGCCAAGAGGAGAAGAAGAAUGAUACACACUGAUAUGUGUGGCUGUUGUUACCGGAAGGUUGUUGGUUACAUUUCUGGACUUGAAGGGUCAAAACUCCAUCAGUACUUGUACUAGGGGUGGUCGAUAUGGCAAAAAUAUCACCACGAUUUAUUUCAGCCAGGAUCACGAUUCACAAUCUUAUCACAAUUCAUUUUCAUGUUGGUUUUUAAGACCAACGUUCAUUUAAAAAAAAAAUUGAUAGAUUCUGUUCUUAUAACAUUUUAAAGAUUUUAAUAUAAACAUUUUUGAUUUGAUUUUGCCUUUAAUGUGAUAUUUGCUUCUGCAUAAAAACACAAAGCUAGGGAGGGACUAGUUUCAAAUAUUGAUUGGUUUUUAGCAAAAAGUAAAUGUAUCUGUUCAUCAAGAAACUCUGUAAAUCACCUCAGUACUAUAUUCCUUGUUGGUCUCUGGGUUCGGUCCCGUUCAUGCCGUGUUUACCGGGAGGCUGCUGAGUUUCGUUGCCUUGUUCGCUCGGCUUGUUCUGGUGCCCCAUGCGGCGCCAGUCAGCUGUGACCACUAGGCUAACUGAGCUAAUUGGAUAACAGCAACUAGUUAACUUUGGCAAAAAGUAACACUUUCUGUUUAUCAGCAAACUCCGUAACUCACAGAGAGUUGAGGCAAAGCAGCUGGGGAUACGGGGAACUUAAUGUUAAUUUUAUAAUGGCCAACAGUUACAGUGUUGCCUUUGUAGACAGCGAAGGGCGCAGGCAGCGAGGCAGCUGACAUGCGAUGUUGACAGAGCAGCUGUCAACUGCGUGUGUAGCCACAGAAGAAACUGAUAGAUUGUGUAUUGUAGCACGAUACUAACGAUCUCUUUGAAAAGGCAGAUCGUGGAGACAUUUUAAUCAUUCACGAUCUAAUAUUGUAAUAUCGCCCACACCUAACUUGUACUGUAAAUACAUUCUUGUGAGACCACACCUCAUUCUACAAGUGUUUGAGUUUUUGUGAAGUAGUCAUGUUAUAAACUUGACAUGACAGGACAGAGGAAACUCUCCAGAGGAAACAGAAUUCAACUUUUAGCUUCUCAAAUAAGUUAGAUGCUCUGAUUUAGCUUAGGAUUGAUGACACCUGCGGCUUUACUCCAAACAAGGUUAACUAUAUAAACCGGGACUGUGUUGAGACCUUUUGGAGAUAUCAAUAAAAUACUGCAUCGUGGUACAUUUAAAUUUAUAUUGCAAUAUUGAUGUAUAUAAUAUAUUUUGGAAAUAUAUAUUACAUAUAUAGGUAUUUCUGCACUUACAUGGAAAUAUUAAUCCCUGUGGAUUCAUUUGCAACAUUGGCCACAAUGGUCUCUUCUAAUUAUUAUUACUCUUAUAUAAAUUUGAAUCGUCCCUUGGCAACCCUCUGUGAUCCAACUGUAAGUCCUACUGAGCAGCUCCCAUAUGUCAAUUGGUGUGAGUUCAUGAUGUAGAAACCAUCUUUCAGCUAAAUUUCAGGUAUUCCACAUUGUAAUGUAUUAGAUUGAGUGGUUCUAAACAUUGUGGUUGUAAAUAUUUUUCACAUUUCUCUUUGUUUUAUUUUUCCCUGUAUUGCUGAGUCUGUUUGUACUCCGUUUCCCUCCCCAGAGUUAUGACAAUAAAUCUUUUGAAUUCA